UCCGACCGAACCUCCAGUCGCUGUUCACGGAGUUGCCGCCGACCCUUUCUCCGCUCCUCCGUCCGCUCUUCCUCCUCGUCAACUCAGCCUCGCUGCUGUCAGGUCAGCCGUGUGGACAGACAGACAGCAGCAGCCAUGGAGCAGAAGUCGUACGUCGAGUACCACGACCUGGAGGCUGCCGAAGCGCUCGUCAGCAUGAGCUUCUGGGGUCAAAGGUCGCACAAGCCCCGCCCACUGACGCCCACCUCUGACUCCUGUGACUCUAUCCAACUCCACUCGGAGGGCACAGAUACACCAAAAGACCUGAUCGCCCUCUCCUCGCUGUGUAUAACUCCGCCUCAAAGUCCAAGCUUCGCCGAGGCCUCCGCUACCCCCAUCCUCACCAUCGCCUCCAAACCGCACUUACCCUCCCCCGCCCUUCACAGCGACCCCCAUGCCAUCACUUCAGAGACCUCAGCACUUGCACCUCACUCAGAGUCGGCCUGUGUGGCUCCGCCCAGCAGAGCGAUGGCCACCAGUGUCAUCCGCCACACCGCUGACAGCCUCAGCCUUCCUCUGCCCAACACCGAGCUGUCAGAAACUUCCACGCAGCCUCCGCCACCACUUCUGCAGACGCUUCCAGAGGAGAAGGACGACCCUCCCCCAACUCCCGACACCCCCCCAUCGCCUCCCGCCUCAGCUUCUCCGCCUCACUCGCUGUCUUCCUCACCGCUGCUCUGCCAGGUUUUCCCGGUGAACGGCCGAACGGGGAUGAUCUCCGCCUUCGUCCAGGCCCCAGUUCAGGUGCAGGGGCCGGGCGGGCCCAAGCCCAUCCUUCCCCAGUCUCCCACUUCCAGCUUCGCCCAGCCGCUGCUGCUGGGCUCCGCCAUGCCGCAAGGGACCGUGAUGUUUGUGGUGCCACAGCCACCCGUGCCCCAGCCGCAACCAGGCCCGCAGACCGUCAUGACCUUGGGCAACACCAAGCUCCUCCCACUCGCCCCAGCUCCUGUUUACAUGCCGUCAGGAGCGAACAGCGGCACCUCGCAGGCAGACUUCUCUCGCAGACGGGACUACGUGUGCACCUUCCCUGGGUGCAAAAAGACCUACUUCAAGAGUUCACACCUCAAGGCUCACCUGCGCACACACACAGGCGAGAAGCCGUUUAGCUGUCACUGGGAGGGCUGUGACAAGCGGUUCGCCCGCUCCGAUGAGCUUUCCCGCCAUCGCCGCACGCACACUGGUGAGAAGAAGUUUGUCUGCAGCGUGUGCGAACGGCGGUUCAUGCGCAGCGACCAUCUGACCAAACACGCCCGACGGCACAUGACUACCAAGAGGGCAUCAUCGUGGCCCGGCGAAACCCGAGACCUCAGCAAAGGCGCCUUGCCAAAGGGUCAGAACAGAGGACCGGCGCUUCCUGUUGGCAUGCUGGUUCCUGCUGCCAACUAACUAACAGACUAGUGUCACUCACAGGGCCAUCUCAGGAGCCCCGGGGGGAGGGGCCAAACACCGACCAGACUCUUAAAGAGUGACUGUGACUGGUUGUUUCAAUCAGCUCCGCCCACCACAUCAGGACGAUGUUUUGUACUCGGCUACGUUUACACGACCUCAGAACAGGGUCAGACACACCUGGACUCGUUUUACAGGGACCUGUCCUGCUCACUUCCUGCUCUGAAGGGUAGCUUAGCAUGAAUGGCAGUUCAAAAUAAGCCUCAGUUAUCUGAAACCCGCCUUCCAUUCAUGAUCUCUAAAAAAAGCCACCAUGGCUCAGUUCUUACUGGCUUCUCAUUGGCCAGGGUCUGGAAGCCUGCUGAGGGGAGAACAGUAGAUUUAGCUAUAUUAGUAUAUGGAAGUUCAGGAAACAGGCGCCAUUGAGCGAGGGCGUUCUGUCCUUAACCGACCAAUCAGCAUGUGUUAGCAGAAUGCUAACAGCUUCACUGUGAGAAAAAUUAAAGAACCUUUAUUACCAGGAAGUGAUUGCUCUUCUAUAUAAGGAGAUCUGUCACUAGCUGAUGUCAGCUUGUCACAGAAGUGACAGGAAAAAAAAACAAAAAGACCCAAAAACCCUGUUGGUCCCAUGUUUGAUGUUUCAGCACAUGUAUGACGCAGACAGGAGAGCAGAGCAGGUCCCUUCAGGAGUUUAAGGCCGUCCUUCGAGUGGAGGAGGCGCUCAGAUGAAUCCAGUUCUUUUCUAUGUUCAUGCUGCCGAGAGUCAAACGAUCUGAGUGCCGCCGUUUUCCCGUUACUUUUGUUAACGUAGACAUAGCCGUCGUCAGCAGAAGACGGCAAGCUUUCUCCACCAUUCUCAGGACAUUUUGUUCCCACGAUCCACAAAUACACCGCCGCAGGAGGAGGAGGACCUGAAGGCACCAGGCUGCUACUCACUCACAGACACCCACACAAAGCCGAUGUUGCACUGGAAUAUUUUUGAAUCUCACUUGUUUUUGUACUCUCUCUCUCUCUCUCUCCCCCGCCGUGUACCAUCACGGCUGCGUCUUUUUAGCAACUCGUUAGCGACCUGUUAGCGACUCGUGUACACUCUUAUUGUUUGCCAAAGCCUCAGUAUCAUGCUUCUUAGCCCACUUCUGUUCUGACUGUAAAUACUGUAAAUAUCUUGAUAUCUAUAUGAGUGUUAUGUGUAAUCCGAUCUACAUUUAUUCACAGUACGAGAUAUUAAUAUUUUAAGAGUCUGUGGACAGUAUUCAUUACUGUGAUACUACCUACUAUCUUUGCUUUACACAUUAUUAUUAUUAUUAUUAUCAUUGUUAAUAUUAUUAUUAUUAUUAUUAUUAUUAUUUAAUAAACAUUUGUUGAGGAAAGUGCUGUUUUUGAUAGCUUGAUUUGGCCCAUAGUGUAGCCAGUAAAAAUACCUCAUGUUAUUAAAUGUUAUUCUUAAUAAUAAUAGCUUAUAUUAAAAUAAUCCUUUUCUUUUUCUUUUGAACAUUUGCCUGUACGCCACGGUGAUGGUGAAGAAAAAGGCUUUUAUAAUAAAAUGUUACCACGAG
Pelmatolapia mariae (spotted tilapia) is the source of this 2981-nucleotide messenger RNA. RefSeq names its product Kruppel like factor 11a (gene klf11a). Gene Ontology annotation, molecular function: RNA polymerase II cis-regulatory region sequence-specific DNA binding; DNA-binding transcription factor activity, RNA polymerase II-specific. The record is from RefSeq and is a predicted model, not a curated record. The transcript is spliced from 4 exons. Gene Ontology annotation, biological process: regulation of transcription by RNA polymerase II. Bases 136 to 1425 code for a protein of 429 amino acids. NCBI's taxonomy places the organism in Eukaryota, Metazoa, Chordata, Actinopteri, Cichliformes, Cichlidae.